AUGGAACGCCUGCAGGUGCGCAUGGGCACCCUAAGCCUGACGAGCCCAUUUUCCAUGUUAGCAUAUCCGUUUUUACCGUGCACAGUGGUGAUACUAUCUGUUUUGUCAUUUUGCUGCGGCAUCGUGUCCUCCAAGAUCUAUGAGAAGACGACGCGUGAGGUGUUUCUGGAAGGUGGCCGGUGGGUGAGGAAGAGUGAAUGGGAAAAGGGCAGUUGGAAAACCUCCCCCGAGUGGAACGCCGGCUAUGAAUGGUGGGCGUGGUGCAUGGACUCGGUUGCUAAAGAAGCUAAGGGAGAAGUUUGCAGGAAGGAGUGGCUUUCUCAGAGGAAGAAAGGAUACACGCUGGUGCCGAGGACGAAAGUUCCAUUUAGGGAGAAGAAUGGAACGCAAUGGAUGCGCAACGUUCACUCUUUCCGUGUCCCUUCGUUUGUUGAAGUCAGUGGUGUGUUGGUGGGCAUCGCCGACGUACGGUACAUUUCAUCUGCUGAUUUCACCUUCACUGAGACAGUUGCCAAGUACAGUGCUGAUGGUGGGGAUACUUGGAAGACUAAAGUCAUCAUUGAGAACAGUCGUGUUAACACUAAUUUUUCCCGAGUUGUAGAUCCCACAGUCGCCGUCAAAGGAAACAAUAUAUUCGUUCUCGUGGGAAGGUACAACACUUCCAGUAAGUAUUGGACGUGGCAGCAUUACGGCGAAGACUGGGAUAUACUCAUGUACAAGGGUACUGUCAUCAAAGAGGAAAAAGAUGGUAAUGUAACUGCGAGCAUUACAUUUGAGGCUCCCCAGAACCUGAAGUUUCUCUUAGCAACGGUGCCCUCACCAGGUGGGCACCCCCCAUCCCAGUUUCUUGGUGGCGUAGGGAACGCUGCCGUAACGCCAGACGGCGCCAUUGUAUUUUCUGUCCAAGUCAAGAAUACAUGGAACCAUGUUGUAGGAAAACUUUUGUACUCAACUGAUGAUGGCAAAACAUGGCACUUCGGUGCGGGAGAAACACCGGUCGGUUCAACUGAAUCUUCCGUGGUUUGGUGGAAAGACAGGUUGUUAGUGAAUGCCAGAACGGCCGAAUAUGUAGGUUACCGCAGGGUGUUUGAAACGAGUGACCUAGGGAAUACGUUGAAGGAAUCCAUCAGUACUCUUUCCCGAGUGAUAGGCAACUCGCCGCUUCGUAACCAGCCUGGUAGUUCAGGAAGUGCUAUUUCCAUAACUGUGGAGGGCAUGGAUGUCAUGCUAAUUUCUCAGCCAAAAAAUGAGAAGGGGAGUUUCUCGCGUGACCAUCUCCAGUUAUGGUUAACGGACGGCACUCGUGUAUUCCUUGUCGGACAGAUAUCUCAAGGUGACGACAACAGUCCAUACAGCUCCUUACUAUACACGAGCGAUGGCAAACUUUACUGCCUAUAUGAGCAGAAAAUCGAAGAGGUUUUCACUAUUUACCUUGCACGUCUUGUGGAUGAGAUGAAGAUGAUUAAACGGGUCGUGUUGUUAUGGAAGGCACAGGAUGCUCUGUUGGUGGGUGACUGUCUUUCAUCGGUUGGAGGAACGAGACCUUGUAAGGGGAUACCAGUUGGUGAUCUUGCCGGGUUGCUUACCGGACCCGCAGUUGGACAUGUGUGGCCUGACGUGUACAAGUGUGUAAAUGCAAGUGUCAGUGGAGCUGUGGACAACAAACGUGGCGUCGUAUUAGGUGGUACCAGUGGAAGCAGUGUAGUGUGGCCGGUUAGUGAGCAAGGGCAAGACCAACGGUACUACUUUGCCAACACCCAUUUCACAAUUGUGGCGACGGUGCAGUUUGGCGCGGUGCCUCAAAGGGACACUCCAUUAAUUGGUUUUGUGAAUGGAGAAAAGAAUGCUAAUAAACUCUUUAUUCUUUCGAUUGAAAAUACGAGAUGGACUCUGAUGUACGGAGAAAAAUGCAGCGAAGGUUCUCCGGUGCCGUCAAAUUUGGAAGAGACUCACCAGAUUGCACUAGCAUUGCAAGAUGGUUUGGUUGUUGCAUACGUUGACGGCAAACUAGCGGUUGCUGCAAUUAAUGUUAGUGAGUCCGAUCGUGUCGACCUUCUAAACAUUAGGCACUUUUUCGUUGGAACCCCAGCGUCCUCUGAUCUCUCGGAUCACACAUCCAUAACUGUACACAGUGUGCUCCUGUACAACCGAAGGUUGAGCGAAGGGGAACUACAGUUGGUGUUCACCAACAGGGAGGUGAUCCGUGCAGCCAACCCGACGACGCCGCUUCCUGUGUCUUCAAGAGUCGCUGCGGGGGCUGGCAGGCAGUCACAUGACGGUGUGUUUUUUACGUUUGGUGACCAUGUUUCUUCAGUAAGAUCGAGAUACAGUGACGGGGGUAUAUUGGAAUAUGUUUAUCUUUUGUCCGUAAUUUCUUUGUGUGCGUUGACACUUUUUAUAUUAACACUCGUCUUCCAAAGACGGCGGGACGUGGUUCCUACUAAUAUUUGA
Molecule: messenger RNA, 2451 nt
Organism: Trypanosoma brucei brucei TREU927
Lineage: Eukaryota; Euglenozoa; Kinetoplastea; Trypanosomatida; Trypanosomatidae
Product: trans-sialidase, putative
Exons: 1
Coding region: 1-2451 (816 amino acids)
Biological process (GO): ganglioside catabolic process; oligosaccharide catabolic process
Cellular component (GO): intracellular membrane-bounded organelle; cytoplasm; membrane
Molecular function (GO): exo-alpha-sialidase activity
Source: RefSeq, a predicted model, not a curated record